CCAGAGAGAACUAAAACAUGCACGAUGCCGGGCCUUUAGGACCGACUUUGGACACCCCUGUCCUAGAAGAAGCAGAAAGACAAGAGCUUGCACCAAUGAGCAUCAGGGCCCAUGGUUUUAAAGUUAUGACCUCAUUAGCCCCAGAUUGAGGCCAUAUAACGUUAAAUCCACACAGAGGAGGUUAGGAGGGAUGAAAUGUUCUUGUUUUCCUCAGCGCACUGAAGCGCGUUUUUCAAGGUAAAUAUUCUUUCUCCAACAUGAGGCAGGUCUUUGUUGUUUACCAAGAGGUAAAGAGGCGGAAAAGUGAGGGGGAUCUGAACUGGUUUCCAUGUCAAACACUUCAAUUCACCAUAGAAACUCAGAUCUUAACGCGGAAACUUUAUUAAACUGUGAUGGUGGAUUGAUAAGGGCCGAAUUUCUAUCGGCCUCUUUUUAUUGUGGGCACCGGGCGGGCUGACAGAGGUAAAUUGCUCUUUUAAUUAAAGCAAUGCACCAGGGGAAAUUGCUGUCUGAAUAUUGUCUCAGAGAUGGGGGCCAGUGACAGUUGCCUGGAAACUUCAAUCUGUCCACCCGCAUUUAUUCCAGAUCCCAGUUAUGAGAUAAAGUUUAAUAAAAAAUCUUUUGCUGCGCCACCGCCGAAAUGAAACCCAAGCCUUUCUGAGCAUCUGAACACAAUGAGACAGGACCGCGGAGGAAACCUCAUGUUCAACAUGUAUCUCUCAGAUCCAACAGAGAAUCUGUUGAAAGAAAGCAAAGGAACAUCUUGGAGUCCAAUAAAUGCCGGAGUGCAAAAAGGCAGCGGACAGAUCCAGCUGUGGCAGUUCCUUCUGGAGCUCCUCUCGGACAGCACCAACGUGUCCUGCAUCGCCUGGGAGGGCACCAAUGGGGAGUUCAAGCUCAUCGACCCGGAUGAGGUGGCCCGGCGCUGGGGGGAGCGGAAGAGCAAGCCCAACAUGAACUACGACAAGCUGAGCCGGGCGCUGCGCUACUAUUACGACAAGAACAUCAUGACUAAAGUCCACGGCAAGAGAUACGCCUACAAGUUCGACUUCCACGGCCUGGCGCAGGUGUGCCAGCCGUCCACCACGGAGCAGGCCAUCUACAAGUUUCAGGGGAACUUCUCCCCGAUCCCCUUCUCCGGCAUUUCCAAACUGAAUCUCGUCACGCCCGGCGUGGGUCCCUCGGGUUUCUCCUACUGGCCCGGCUCCCCUCCGGCGGCCCUUUACCACAGCCACAACCUGCAGCCCACGGGGCCCUUCGGCACCGUGUCUCCGUCUCACAUCAGCUGCGUCAACAACAUCAACAGUCUGGCCAACAUCAACAAUCACUACAACUGACUCCUGUUGCACAUUCCAUGCCAGACUUGGAAUAAAUAAAUAAACACGAACUGGUUUUUGUUUGCGCCCCAAAUGUUGAGUAAUUUCACCACGAUUUGGACAAGAUUUCUGAAAAACGACAUUUAUCUUAUUUCACUCAGCAAACCUGCCUUAUUCCACAGAUAGCCUUGUAAAUUUUGGACUGCAUUUUAUCCCGGUAUCGGUAAAUUAUUCAUUAGAAUCAAAAAAUGAACAUUACGUCCUAUUUUUUUAUAUUCCCCAAUUUGAUUGUAGAUGGUCCUUGUAGAUAUGAAGUAAAUAAUUUCCUAUAACUUGAAUCAAUCUGAUCAUUUGUUCAGACUACUGCGUAGAAACAACCAAGAUGUGUGUUAAAAACUAACAAAAAUUAGUUUGACUAUGCUUUAAAUCGUUUUUCACUCAAAUGAAUAUUUAAUAAAUUAAUAAAUUAGAAAAGCCGCCUAUCAUUUUACACACACUUCUUUUCUGCGCAAAAUGUCAUUUUUUUUUUAAAUAUGAAAUUUCUGAUCUCCACUCAACAAAUUUUGAAUUUCAGAAAUCAACAAACUUUUAUCUGUGACAAGGUGUUUCUUGUUAGAGAACAUAGCCAUUAGAUGUUCCAAUAAAGUGCUAAAAGAGUUGUUUUCUCUUUUAUUCCUUUAAAUUGUUUCUGUCUUUUCGAUCCUCGCCCCUUUAUACAUUUUGGUCGAUCGGAACGCUACCGACUCUUUCAGAUGCGAAAUGGAGACACCUGCCAAAGGGAGGUUUACUGUCCAUGAGCCAUUUCGGACGUAAAGUAUUUUUUUUCCUACUCAUUACUCUACAGUGAGAAAAUGUGCUUUUAUGAUUUCAAUAAAUAAAAUUAGGAAUAUGACUAACGUUUUUAUCUUAGUCACAUUCAUAUUUAUCCAGAGUUGAAGGGUAACAGAACCACAAUCAUAAGUAGAUAUAGGAUUGAAAUUUACAAUAAAACAAAAAAUAAUGCCUAAGCUCUGAAUGAUUGCUGUAAAUAUUUAUAUUUAAGAUACACAAAAAUAAUAUUUACACCAGUUUGUGAAUCGAGAUAGCAAUUGAGAAUUGAAACUAUCUUGGACAGACUAGGUGGAAAAUGAACUGGUGAUUUCCCGAUGUUUUCCCUCCCGCUCUGAGUUAAUUUUUUUAACGCUAUUAUGGUAGAUCUCUGGCGCCACCUUGUGGUGAAGAAUCGGGAUUUUAGGACUUGAAUUUGAGGUUCAGACUGUAAAAAAAAAAAAAAAA
This is a messenger RNA of Poecilia latipinna (sailfin molly), 2591 nucleotides long. It is a transcript of the gene fev, whose product is annotated as FEV transcription factor, ETS family member. Gene Ontology annotation, cellular component: nucleus. Bases 675 to 1337 code for a protein of 220 amino acids. Gene Ontology annotation, molecular function: DNA-binding transcription factor activity, RNA polymerase II-specific; sequence-specific DNA binding. Gene Ontology annotation, biological process: regulation of transcription by RNA polymerase II; cell differentiation. The record is from RefSeq and is a predicted model, not a curated record. The transcript has 3 exons. NCBI's taxonomy places the organism in Eukaryota, Metazoa, Chordata, Actinopteri, Cyprinodontiformes, Poeciliidae.